Molecule: messenger RNA, 2484 nt
Organism: Camelina sativa (false flax)
Lineage: Eukaryota; Viridiplantae; Streptophyta; Magnoliopsida; Brassicales; Brassicaceae
Product: ubinuclein-2
Biological process (GO): chromatin organization
Cellular component (GO): nucleus
Source: RefSeq, a predicted model, not a curated record
GCUGGGUAUAUCCCGCGCAAUGUUCUAACAAAAAAAAAAAAAUCAUCUUCUCAGCUCCAAAAUUCUCUCUCUCUCUCUCUCUCGGAGCCGUCUCCACAAUUCCUCCACUCCUUGAUUCUUUUCCACCAGAGUCACGUCGUCUCCGAUCCGGGUCUCUACAGAGUCCUAACUCUGACCCGACCCGACCAACCCGACCCGACCCGAAUUCACUAAUGGGGCAACCAAAGGUCUCAACCGAUGACGGUUCAAAUCCCGGCGAACCGUGUGAAAUCUCGUCUGAGGUAUUGACUGCUGGUGAUCGGAGAUUACUUAAGGUUGAGCUUCUUCUCGAGGAGACGAAUUACGUAUCGUGGAAAAAGCUUAUGUAUGAGGCUAGCAACGAGAACGGCUUGUUUCCUUCGUCGACCAACCCGUCUCUCAAUCCUAACCCUAACUUCGAGAAUCUCCUUGCACAGAAGGCACCAACAGAAAAUGAAAUGGCUGGCCAACCUCAAGCAUAUCGUUUUAACGACGUUAUACAGAAGAUUGAGAGGCUCUACAUGGGUAGAGAUAGUAGUGAUGGGGAAGAGCUAGGUGGUGCUCCAGAUGAUGACGACUAUGACACUGAAGAUUCGUUUAUCGAUGAUGCUGAAUUGGAUGAUUAUUUUGAAGUUGAUAAUUCGCCAAUUAAGCAUGAUGGAUUUUUUAUUAGUAGAGGAAAAUUAGAACGGAUUGAACCAACAACUUCAAACCAGACACCAAAGAAAAGGCGAAGGAAAAAGUCAGCAAAACCUUGCGGCGAUGUUGUUGAUGUAUCCAGAAAACAAGCCAAGAUGGCUAAGACGGCUGGGGGAAAGGAUCAAUCAGCUGCUCCUGAGCCCUCUUUGAAGAACAUUUCCAACGAUUCAAAGACAGUGCCGGACUCAAUUCCCCAUACUGAUGAAGCGAAUCAUCAGCCAAGGAAUGCCACAAGUCCGAAGUCAAAGGCAGCUGAAUCUUCUGCCCCCCGUCAUCCAAUUUGCAGCAGCAAAAAUGCUCAUCAAGAAUCUAACUCCCUUCCAGGAAAAUCUCGACCAAAUGUUUCGGCAAAAUCAACAGUAGUCUGUCAGCAAGAAAACAGUGGCAUGCACGACCUGAACAUUCCAACAAAAAAAAGUGGUUCAAAUGUCAGACCUAAAGCCUCGACUCUUGAGAAAGCCAUCAGGGAAUUGGAGAAGGUGGUCGCUGAAUCAAGCCCUCCUGCUGCCACAGAGAAUCAAGACGCUGAUAUCUCAUCCCAAGCAGUGAAGAGGAGAUUGCCAAGAGAUGUAAAGUUGAAGCUUGCUAAAGUUGCUAGAAUUGCGCAGGGGAGCCAAGGGGAUGUAUCAGGAGAGUUAAUCAAUCGUCUCAUGAGCAUUGUUGGUCAUCUAAUACAGAUUAGAUCACUUAAGAGGAACUUGAAACUCAUGAUUGAGUCGGGUGAUAAUGCAAAUCGAGAAAAAGAUACGAGAUUUCAACAAAUCAAGAAUGAAGUUAUCGAGAUGCUAAAAACACGAAUUCCACUAAUGGAAUCACAGGCAAACAAUCAAGAAGCUGGAACGUCAGAUGAUUUUCUGGAUGUUGGCUCUGUUGGAAAGCCACCUUUGAAGAAGUUUGUCAUGGAUGCGACGCUGGAGGGGAAAUUGUGUGAUCUAUAUGACAACUUUGUUGAGGGAUUGGAUGAAGAUUCGAGUUCUCAGAUCAGAAAGCUUUAUGCAAAUCUAGCUGAACUCUGGCCAAAUAGUCUAAUGGACAAUCGUGAGAUCAAGCGUGCCAUUUGUCGGGAAAAGGAAAGGCGGAGAGCAUUGAAAGGAAACCUUGGGAAAGAGAUGGAUCAAACGGAGACAACAAAUGGGAAACAUACACAACCGGUCCCCAGUACGGAGGGUACUGUUUAUCCGGCCAAGGCUUCAGGCGUUGGAGUUAAAGCUAGUGUUGAUCUAAGUGAAACCAUCAAAUCCUUAGUCCACAGCCAACCUGACAUGUCAAAGCAGCAAGAUGAUAAACUAAAGGGAGCUUCGAACAACCCUGCAGCAAAAGGAAAGACAGUCAGAAGAAAGAAAAAACCAGAUCGAAAAGAACCUCACUUGCCUGCAGAGAAACAUCUGGUUCUGGGCUUGAAGCAGCAGACACAUCCCCAGACCAAAGCACAGGCUCCUCCAGACCUAAACCGGCCAAGUUAAAGUACUCCGGCUUAGUUUUUGAUAAGGUUUUUUUGUUUGGGUCAAAGUCUGGCUCUAACGUUGCCUUUAUUCUUGGUAGGUUACUAUCGCUUAUCAUUUUUGCGCCUAGCUAUGAGUUUCUAGUCGUUUCUCACGUAGAAGACGAAGUCCUCUCUCCUCUGUACAAAAUAAAACUCUUUAAGAGAAGCUCGGUUUCUUUGCAGUCGAUUCCAAAAAUGAAGAUAUAUAUAUUAAUUGGCAAAAUAUCUUUAAACGUAAAAUAUUUUCUGUGUUGUUAAAAUUGUAGUCAGACUCAUUAUUUUCG